Leptopilina boulardi is the source of this 3346-nucleotide messenger RNA. RefSeq lists its product as uncharacterized. The transcript is spliced from 4 exons. NCBI's taxonomy places the organism in Eukaryota, Metazoa, Arthropoda, Insecta, Hymenoptera, Figitidae. Bases 1493 to 3040 code for a protein of 515 amino acids. The record is from RefSeq and is a predicted model, not a curated record.
UUUAUUUUUUUUUGUAGAUUACAAAGAAAACGCGCAAAUAUAUUUAUCAAAAACCUAAGACCUUCUAACUACAUUUUUUGUUAGUAAGAAAAUUCUACUUCUUCGUGGAAGAUCCUUUUAUUCAUAUUAACAUCAGCAUCUGUGGCUCACUCAUCUCUCACCAAUUUUUAAUAAAAGAAGGUCAAAAAUAUGAAUGCCAAUAUCAAUAUGGUAAACUUUCUUCUCUUCUUCAUGACUUUCUGGUUGAUCAUACAAAAUUUUGAUAAAAACAUUCCGAAAUUUACAAGUCUUAGAAAAUUCUGCGAUAAUAAAUCAUGGAAUUUUAAUAACAGAAGUAAAGGUCUAAUUUUGUCCAUUGACAAUACAGUAAUACAUCAGCACGCUUAUUUCGCAUCUCAGAAAAUGGAUUUGGGACAUACUAAACACUUGCUUCCAUUCCAUAAUUUUGCAAACAUUUCAAACGUAGACGACUUGGUGUUUAAGGUCUUUUGCUAUACAACAGAUGCACUAAUUGUUAUUUCACUUCUAACUAACUUUAUCAGUUUUGGAAUAAGUAUUGGCAGUGAAUUUUCGAAAGAUUUGCUUCGACAAAGUACAAGCCGUUUUGCUAUUAAGGAACCGUUGCAACUUGCAAUUCCAAUUCUUCAGGGAAUAAUUACAACAGAAAUUGUCACGAAAACCUCAAAACUUAUAACGAAACCAGUAAUGGCAAAAGUUAAUUUUUCUCCGACUGAUCGAAAAGAACUCUACUUUCAAUUCUCUGAGGGCAGACAUUCUUUAAUAGAUGAUCAGCUUAUUGAAAAAUGUAAUGAGACUACCGCAAUGCACAUUUUAAAACAUUAUAGCUUUUCUAGACUUCAAGAGUUACAUUUUUUUGCGCUGGAUCUCAACAAAUUUGAAUUCGCUCCUACAAAAUACGAUAAUCAAUGGCUAAAUAAUCCUAAGUUGUAUGAAAAAUUAAGGUUUUAUUCGUACGUAGAAAUUGGGUUAUACAAAAGGAAAGCAAUUGAACGUAUUGAAAAUAUUUAUAGCCAAGAAGAUAUUAGUUUAAUAAACAUUCCCCCAGGAUCUGCGUUUGAUGAUUAUAUGGCUAAUCAACUAUUCCACACUAUUUCCUUUGACGAUUAUUAUGCGAUAAGAAUUUUUUUGUCUAAUCCUAAUGCAAACACAGAUAUUGAUACUCCUGAUGUUUGGAGAAUAAAAAAAGCUAUUUAUAGCUUAGCAAUUCGACAGUACGAUUCAUUUAAAAAAGCAGAAAACAAGCAAAUAAUACUGUAUUGCAAAAAAACGAAUGACAUUAAAAAAACUACUUUCGUUAAAAUUACAAAGAAAACGCGCAAAUAUAUUUAUCAAAAACCUAAGGCCUUCUAACUACAUUUUUUGUUAGUAAGAAAAUUCUACUUCUUCGUGGAAGAUCCUUUUAUUCAUAUUAACAUCAGCAUCUGUGGCACACUCAUCUCUCACCAAUUUUUAAAAAAAGAAGGUCACAAAUAUGAAUGCCAAUAUCAAUAUGGUAACUUUUCUUCUUUUUUUCAUGUCUUUCUGGUUGAUCAUAAAAAAUUUUGAUAAAAACAUUCCGAAAUUUACAAAUCUUAGAAAAUUCUGCGAUAAUAAAUCAUGGAAUUUUAAUAACAGAAGUAAAGGUCUAAUUUUGUCCAUUGACAAUACAGUAAUACAUCAGCACGCGGAUUUCUCAUCACAGGAAAUGGAUUUGGGACAUACUAAACACUUCCAUCUAUUCCGAAAUUUUGCAAACAUUUCAAACGUAGACGACUUGGUAUUAAAGGCCUUUUACUAUACAACAGAUGCACUAAUUGUUAUUUCACUUCUAACAAACUUUAUCAGUUUUGGAAUAAGUAUUGGCAGUGAAUUUUCGAAAGAUUUUCUUCGACAAAGUACAAGCCGUUUUGCUAUUAAGGAACCGUUGCAACUUGCAAUUCCAAUUCUUCAGGUAAUAAUUACAACAGAAAUUGUCACGAAAACCUCAAAACUUAUAACGAAACCAGUAAUAGCAAAAGUUAAUUUUUCUCCGACUGAAAGAAAAGAACUCUACUUUAAAUUCUCUCUGAGCAGAUCUUCUUUAAUAGAUGAUCACCUUAUUGAAAAAUGUAAUGAGACUACCGCAAUGCACAUUUUAAAACAUUAUAGCUUUUCUAGACUCCGAGAGUUAACUGUUUUUGCGAAUGAUCUCAAAGAAUUGAGAUACACUCCUGCAAAAUACGAUAAACAGUGGCUAAAUAAUCCUGAGUUGUAUGAAAAAUUAAGGUUUUAUUCGUACGUGGAAAUUGGGUUAUACGAAAGGAAAGCAAUUGAACGUAUUGAAAAUAUUUAUAGCCAAGAAGAUAUUAGUUUAAUAAACAUUCCUCCAGGAUCUGCGUUUGAUGAUUAUAUGGCUAAUCAACUAUUCGACACUAUUUCCUUUGACGAUUAUUAUGCGAUAAGAAUUUUUUUGUCUAAUCCUAAUGCAAACACAGAUAUUGAUACUCCUGAUGUUUGGAGAAUAAAAAAAGCUAUGUAUAGCUUAGCAAUUCGACAGUACGAUUCAUUUAAAAAAGCAGAAAACAAGCAAAUAAUACUGUAUUGCAAAAGAACGAAUGACAUUCAGAAAACCACUUUCGUUAAUUUAAAGCAUAAAAUGAUUUCAACUAAUGCAUUUCUGUAUUGCAAUGAAGACAGUAGUGAAUGGGAUUAUUAUUCUCAAAUUUUAUCUGAAGAAAAUGAAUCCCAUAUACCUGUCUCUUUGCAAUUUUUUAAAAUAAUACUGAAUGAUCCAUUUUUAGCCAUUGAUGUGAAAAACAUUGAUGCACAUUCCAAGCAUUACAUAAUUCUUCCUUCAACUAAGUUCAGAUUUAUUGAGGAAAAAUUUACUUUUAUUCAGCAAACUAAUAUUCAUUGUUUAAUUAUGAAGUCCCCUAGUCAUAAAAUUAUAAUCCAUAAAGACUGGUUGGCUACAGUAGCAAAUAAAGUUUCAUAUUAUGAAGAUAAAAUUAAUGGUAAAGAUAUGUCUGAGCUUUUUGAGCGAUUGCAUUGCAAAUAUUAAAUAUAAUAAGAGGCUUACAAUUACAAUAGAAGUUAAAAAUAAUAUUCUGAUUAAUUUUCGCACGUUUGUGUGUAUAUUUUUGUAACAUUUAUGUUGUACUCUUUCAGUUGGAAUGUACUCAAUGCCGGCAAAAAUUAUUUAUAGGAAAAUAUUCUAUAAUUUUUUUAAAGUAUAAUAAUUUUCUUCAAUGUUACAAUAUUUUGACAAUGUAUCUUUGUUUCAAAAACGGCAUUAAACCGUCUUUAAAAUGUACAUUACUGCGCAUAUGUACUUUUUUGCAUAAAUUAAAUAUGUUUAAAAAAAUUA